Messenger RNA from Drosophila santomea, 2190 nucleotides. Its product is annotated as solute carrier family 35 member E1 homolog. Lineage: Eukaryota; Metazoa; Arthropoda; Insecta; Diptera; Drosophilidae. The transcript is spliced from 5 exons. Gene Ontology annotation, cellular component: Golgi apparatus. The coding region runs from base 266 to 1387 and encodes 373 amino acids. Gene Ontology annotation, molecular function: antiporter activity. The record is from RefSeq and is a predicted model, not a curated record.
AACGGGUAUAAAAAUAUGAGGUAUAUUGAGCAUAGUUUUUUGAAUUUUGGCGAAAUUGUUGGAUUUUUUAGUAAAAACUUACGGCUUAUCGCGAGCGUUUAUGGCAAAAGGGCAUACAACAGUCUGAACACCAAGCGCAAUGCAAUAAACCCCGCGUGUCGGAUUGUCAGCAGUACCAGCAGCUCCAGGACCAGGCCUUGCCACUUGCCCCCGCCCAUCGCCACCAACUUAAGCCACGAGAGCACGGGCCAAUCCCGGACGAAAAAUGCUGGGCAAGCGGACGGGGUCGCGUCACAUAGCCGUCGUGCUGCUGAUGUGCCUCUUCUGGUACGUGAUCUCCUCCAGCAACAACGUGAUCGGCAAGAUGGUCCUGAACGAGUUCCCCUUCCCGAUGACCGUGACUCUGGUGCAGCUGUGCAGCAUCACGCUGUACAGCGGGCCCUUCUUCAACCUGUGGCGCAUCCGGAAGUACCAGGACAUACCCAGCUCCUACUACUACCGUCUGAUAGUGCCGCUGGCGCUGGGCAAGCUCCUGGCCUCCGUCACCUCCCACAUCUCCCUGUGGAAAGUGCCAGUUUCCUACGCGCACACGGUCAAAGCCACUAUGCCACUAUUCACCGUCGUCCUGACGCGCCUUUUUUUUGGCGAGAAACAGCCGACGCUCGUGUACCUGAGUCUGCUGCCCAUCAUCACGGGCGUGGGCAUAGCCACCGUCACGGAGAUCUCCUUUGACAUGAUGGGCCUUAUCAGCGCCCUCAUCUCCACAAUGGGCUUCUCCAUGCAAAACAUUUUCUCAAAGAAGGUGCUCAAGGACACCAACAUCCACCAUUUACGGCUGCUGCAUUUGCUCGGCAAGCUGUCGCUCUUCAUCUUCCUCCCCCUCUGGCUUUACAUGGACAGCUUUGCUGUAUUCCGCCACACGGCCAUUAAAAACCUCGACUACCGGGUUAUUGCCCUGCUUUUCGCCGACGGUGUCUUAAACUGGCUUCAGAACAUCAUCGCCUUCAGCGUCUUGUCUCUGGUGACUCCGCUCACCUAUGCGGUGGCCAGCGCAUCGAAGCGGAUAUUUGUGAUCGCAGUAUCGCUCCUAAUCCUGGGCAAUCCAGUCACGUGGGUCAAUUGCCUAGGCAUGACGGUGGCCAUUGUGGGCGUGCUCUGCUACAAUCGCGCCAAACAGAUCACGCGGGGUCGCGAACAGCCGACACUGCCGCUGUCGCAGACCAGCCAUGUGAAGUACUUGCCGCUGGAGCAGCAGACGGAUCCCUAUUACCGGGGAUCGGUCAACGGGAAGCUGUCCAACGGGUUGCACCGAACGCCCGGAAACAGUCUGCUGGCGAACGGCAGCGGAAUGCCGAGCGGGACGGCAACGCGGCUACUAUUUGUCUAGUUUGUAGUUAGUGAAUAUAUCCAAUAAGCGGGUUAGCUGGAUAGUAUUAACCUGUGACGACCACCAUCCAAAUCCCGACUCCCUUCUCUCUUAUAUAUAUGUAUAUAUUGAAUACGUUUGAGACGCAACUCUAAAAUUAAUAAUUUGAACGAAGCAUAAACAUUUAAUUCUCAAUCGAAUUUAAAGGAAGCGGCUUUGUUGUUUCAAAAUAUUUCCCUUUAAAAACAACCAGACAAGAUUACAACCGACUUUUGAAAGAUUUAGUUCGCUAUUAUAUCAUUGAAUGAAAUUAAGAAAACACGACGUAGAUGGUGCUUAAACAAUACGGCUAAUGAUUAGUAGUUAAUGUAAAGGGACUGAAGGAGUGUCUUAAUUCCAAUAUAUUGUAGCUCUACAUGUUUCUCAAAUUUUCAAUUUCAAUCUCGAUAUGAGAGAAAUCGACACAUUCUUCCGCAAGGUGUAUAAAAUGCGUAACCAUAUGACACUCUUUAGUUAAUCAACUCGAAAAUGUAAAGUUUGGAUGUUGGGCCGAUUGAGUCAAAAGUGCGUAAUAUAUGUAUGUGUGUAUACUUAGAAUGCAAAGCAAUGCUGUAAAUUAAAUGUAUUUUUGAUAUUGUUUUGAAGGCGAGCCGAGUGUGUAAAUAAAUAGUUCGAGUCCCCGAUUUCCAUAUCCCCUCCCGCCCGCUAGUUUCGAAUUUGUUUUUGAAUUUGAUUAAGCCGUAAAGUGUAUUCAGAAAGCGUGAGCGCAUGUUAAAUGCCAAAAUAAAAUUGUUGACCAUGUACAUAGGCAUAGCAAAUGCAAA